AUGCUCGUCGGCAUUACAACGCCGGCGCCACCCCGUCCAAUCUCGCCGGCGAUAAUCUCUUUCUCCACUCACACUCAUCUCUCUAACCUCCAACUUCUCCUCCCCAAACCUCCUCCUCCUCCUCCUCCUCAACCACCACCACCACCACUCCAAUCACAACCAAUCACUAAAAAACCAAGAUUCAACCUCAAACUUCCAUCAUUUCUCCGGCCACCGCUCACUACCGACUCCUCCUUUUACGACGACAACACCAUCUCUCCAAGAACUCUAACCCAUCUCCACCACCUUCUCUCUUCUCCUCCUCUCCAUUCCCCUAAAAACAACAUAUCUUCUCAUUGGCAUCUCUACCACGGCUCCGGCGACUGGUCCAACCUUCUAGACCCUCUCGACGAAAACCUCCGGCGAGAACUCAUCCGUUACGGCGAACUCAUCCAAUCAGCCUACCAAUCCUUUCACUCCUCCACUCCCACCUCCAUCUCUCAGCUCCCUUCUCACCACUCCUACCACCCAACCCAAACCCUCUUCGCCACCUCCUCCAUCCCUCUCCCUACUUGCUUCACCAACCGCUCCAACCCCAUCGGCUACAUUGCCGUCUGCGACGACCCCACCGAGCUCCGCCGCAUGGGCCGCCGUGACAUCGUCAUCGUUCUCCGUGGCACCUCCACCGUCCUCGAAUGGGCUGAGAACUUCCGCGCUAACCUCGUCCCUCUCGACUCCGACGAUGUCCAAGUCGAAUGCGGCUUCCGUAGUCUCUACAAAACCUCCGGCGAUGCAAUCCCUUCUCUCUCCUCCUCCAUCGUCGCCGAAGUCCAACGUCUUCUCAAUCUUUACUCCGGUGAAAAACUCAGCAUCACUGUCACCGGUCACAGUCUCGGCGCUGCUCUUGCUGUUCUCGUCGCCGACGAGCUCAGCAUGACUUGUUCUUCUUCUUCUUCUUCUUCAAAUGGUGAUGUUCCGAUCGCCGUGUUCUCGUUCGGAGGGCCAAGGGUGGGGAACCGGGCGUUUGCGGAUAGGGUUCGGAGAAGGGGAGUUAGGGUUUUGAGGGUGGUGAACGCCGGCGAUGUGGUGACGAAGGUGCCAGGAGUGUUGCCGAGAGAGGAAGAGGAGGAGCCGUGGCACGUGCUGCAUGGAUGGUUUGAUGGGUAUGCGCACGUGGGAAGGGAGUUGCGGGUUGAUAGUCGGGUUUCGCCUUAUUUGCGCCCGAAUCCGGAUCCGGCUUGUUGUCAUGAUUUGGAGGCAUAUUUGCAUUUAGUGGAUGGCUAUUUAGGAUCCGAUAGCCCGUUUAGAUCUAAUGCUAAACGGAGCCUUGUUAAGUUGUUUAGUCAACAGGGUUCGAAUGUUAAGAAGCCCUUUGUUAGCACAGCCCGGGCUCUCGGGUUUUGACCCGUUUUGACCAGAAUCCGAAUCCGAUUAACUAUUCAUCUGACGUCAUAAA
This is a messenger RNA of Dioscorea cayenensis subsp. rotundata (Guinea yam), 1435 nucleotides long. Its product is annotated as phospholipase A1-Ibeta2, chloroplastic-like. Gene Ontology annotation, biological process: lipid metabolic process. The transcript has a single exon. NCBI's taxonomy places the organism in Eukaryota, Viridiplantae, Streptophyta, Magnoliopsida, Dioscoreales, Dioscoreaceae. Bases 1 to 1383 code for a protein of 460 amino acids. Gene Ontology annotation, molecular function: glycerophospholipase activity. The record is from RefSeq and is a predicted model, not a curated record.